UUCCUUCACACGCCCAUACCCCCUCACAUUCUCCACACUGUCGUUACGAUUUUCAGUCCCCCCCUCUCUCUCUCUCUCUCUCCAUAUCGUCUUCUCAGUGACCCCCUCCGUCAUUUCAUUCCCCACUACCAAAACCCUAAUCUAACUCACUCCCGUAAACACCCCAAACAUCCCUAAACCCAAACCCUAACCCUAACCCUAACUCCCUCCAAUGGAUUCUCACGGUAACAACCUCUACGACACAGCCUCGCAGCCCGACUCGGCAACCGACGCCUACACCUUCCUCGAAUUCAACACCCAGGGCGGAGUCGGCGACGACGACGACGUCGCCUUCUCCUACCCCGAAUUCCAAGAGCUCUCCCAGCCAAUCCGCUCCGCUGCCUGGCCCACGCCCUCCGAUUCCGUGUCAGUAUCCGAUUCCGCCGCAGCCGAGAGAACGGACCGGGCCUCCUCCUCUGGCCACCAGUCCGACGCCUCCCCGGUCUCCGCCGCGUCCGGAGGCGGCGGCGCUGGGGUGAAGGGGAGGAGUCAUAACCAGGCGGCCGCGGUGGACGCGCUGGCGGCGGGGAUGAGCGGGUUGAAUUUUGAAGAGACUGGUGGGGAUGACGAGGGUUUUGAGUACGGGAAGGGCGGUUACGCGGAGCACGCGUGCAGGUACUGCGGGGUGACGAACCCGGCGUGCGUGGUGAGGUGUAACGUGCCGUCGUGCCGGAAGUGGUUCUGCAAUUCCCGGGGGAACACUUCGGGCUCGCACAUAGUGAACCAUCUGGUUCGAGCCAAGCACAAAGAAGUUUGUCUUCAUAAAGAUAGUCCCCUGGGAGAAACGAUCCUUGAAUGUUACAAUUGUGGAUGCCGAAACGUUUUCCUUCUGGGAUUUAUAUCUGCCAAGACAGAGAGUGUUGUCGUUCUUCUGUGCAGGGAACCUUGUCUUAGUGUCAAUGCAUUGAAGGACAUGAAUUGGGACCUGAGUCAGUGGUGUCCACUCAUUGAUGAUAGGUGUUUUCUGCAGUGGCUUGUUAAGGUCCCAUCUGAACAGGAACAGUUGAGGGCGCGCCAAAUCAGUGCCCAACAAAUAAAUAAGGUUGAAGAACUAUGGAAGACCAAUCCUGAUGCUACCCUGGAAGAUCUUGAGAAGCCUGGUGUGGAUGAUGAACCUCAGCCUGUUGUCUUGAAAUAUGAUGAUGCUUAUCAGUAUCAAAAUGUUUUUGCGCCACUUAUCAAGCUUGAAGCUGAUUACGAUAAGAUGAUGAAAGAAUCUCAAAGCAAAGACAACCUCACAAUACGGUGGGAUAUUGGUCUCAACAAGAAGCGUGUUGCAUAUUUUGUUUUUCCAAAGGAAGAUAAUGAGUUGCGUCUUGUACCUGGUGAUGAGUUGCGGCUACGUUAUUCAGGAGAUGCAGUUCAUCCGGCUUGGCAGUCAGUGGGGCAUGUGAUAAAAUUAACCGCACAAGAGGAGGUUGCCCUUGAGCUGCGGGUCAGUCAGGGAGUUCCUGUUGAUGUGAACCAUGGUUUUAGUGUUGAUUUCGUGUGGAAGAGCACAAGUUUUGAUCGGAUGCAGGGGGCAAUGAAAACUUUUGCAGUGGAUGAAACAAGUGUUAGUGGGUACAUUUAUCACCACUUGUUGGGCCAUGAAGUUGAGGUUCAGAUGGUCCGUAAUACGUUGCCUCGGCGAUUUGGUGCACCCGGCCUACCAGAGCUUAAUGCAUCUCAAGUUUUUGCUGUAAAAAGCGUCCUUCAGAAGCCAAUUAGUUUAAUUCAAGGUCCGCCUGGCACUGGAAAAACUGUGACUUCUGCAGCAAUCGUAUAUCAUAUGGCCAAACAAGGCCAGGGGCAGGUUUUGGUUUGUGCUCCAAGUAACGUGGCUGUUGACCAGCUAGCUGAAAAGAUCAGUGCAACCGGAUUGAAGGUUGUUAGGUUAUCUGCAAAGUCAAGGGAAGCUGUAAGUUCUCCUGUUGAGCAUUUAACCCUUCACUAUCAGGUUCGGCAUCUUGACACAUCUGAGAAGAGUGAGCUUCACAAGUUACAGUUACUGAAAGAUGAACAAGGAGAAUUAUCCAGCAGUGAUGAGAAGAAGUAUAAAUCUCUGAAGCGAGCAACAGAGAGGGAGAUAUCUCAAAGUGCCGAUGUCAUUUGUUGCACUUGUGUUGGUGCUGGCGAUCCUCGAUUGGCUAAUUUUAGAUUUCGUCAGGUCCUUAUUGAUGAAUCUACUCAAGCAACUGAGCCGGAGUGUCUUAUUCCCUUGGUUCUUGGAGUGAAGCAGGUUGUUCUCGUUGGUGACCAUUGCCAGCUUGGUCCAGUCAUAAUGUGCAAAAAAGCGGCUCGUGCUGGACUAGCCCAGUCUCUAUUUGAGCGCCUUGUGCUACUUGGUGUCAAACCAAUUAGAUUGCAGGUUCAAUACCGUAUGCAUCCAGCCCUUUCAGAAUUUCCUUCUAAUAGCUUCUAUGAAGGCACUCUUCAGAAUGGAGUGACCAUCAAUGAAAGACAAACAUCAGGCAUUGAUUUCCCUUGGCCUGUGCCAAACCGUCCAAUGUUCUUUUAUGUUCAGAUGGGACAAGAGGAGAUAAGUGCCAGCGGAACAUCCUAUCUUAACCGUACAGAGGCUGCAAAUGUUGAAAAGCUUGUGACUACGUUUUUAAGGAGCGGUGUAGUUCCUAGUCAGAUUGGGGUUAUUACACCUUAUGAAGGACAACGAGCAUAUAUUGUAAACUAUAUGUCCAGAAAUGGUGCUCUCAGACAGCAACUUUACAAGGAAAUUGAGGUUGCCAGUGUAGAUUCAUUCCAAGGAAGGGAGAAAGAUUACAUUAUUUUGUCCUGUGUAAGAAGCAAUGAACAUCAGGGUAUUGGAUUCCUUAAUGAUCCUCGAAGGCUCAAUGUUGCACUCACUCGAGCCCGUUAUGGUAUUGUCAUAUUGGGGAACCCUAAAGUUCUAAGCAAACAGCCACUGUGGAAUGGUUUAUUGACGCACUACAAGGAACACGAGUGCUUGGUGGAAGGGCCUCUAAAUAACUUGAAGCAGAGUAUGGUUCAGUUUCAAAAGCCCAAAAAGAUCUACAAUGACCGCAGAUUUUUCUUUGGUGGUGGACCUGGAAUCGUUCCUGAUGCUUUUGGGUCGGUUGCCUCAUCAAGUCCUAAUUCAGAUAGGAGAAACAGCCAUUCUAGGGGUUCUUAUAUGCCGCCUGGCCCACCCAAUGGUACCCACAAACCUGGGUUACAUCCUGCUGGUUAUUCAAUGCCUCGGGUGCCUGUUCCAACAUAUCACGGUGUCCCCCCUUCACAACCGUAUGCUAUUCCAACUCGUGGGGCUGUUCAUGGACCUGUUGGAGGUCCGCAUGCCCCUCAACCCGGACAACGGGGUUUUGGUGCAGGCCGUGGCAAUGCCGGUGCUCCUAUUGGAAGUCAUCUUCCACACCAACAAGGCUCCCAGCAACCUAUAGGAAGCCUUGGGUCCUCUUUCAACUUUCCUCUGGAGAAUUCAAAUAGCCAGCCAUCUGUUGGCACACCGUUGUCUCAGCCUGGAUUUGUUUCCAAUAUGUCACUUCAUGGACAAGGCCAAACAUUUCGUGACAGUUUCUCUAUGGGGGGCAUGUCUCAGGACUUCUUGAGUGAUGAUUUCAAAAGCCAGGGUUCACAUGUUCCAUACAAUGUUGCAGACUUCUCCACACAGGCUUCUCAGAAUGGAUAUGCUGUUGAUUAUGUAAAUACACAGGGAGCGCAAGCUGGUUUCCCAGGAAGCUUUUUGAACCAGAAUUCUCAGGCUGGGUAUUCCCGCUUUGGUACCGGAAAUGAUUUCAUGUCUCAGGAUUACAUGGCUCAUGGGUCUCAAGGUCUUUUUACACAGGUUGGAUUCGGUGAUCCAUCCCAAGAUGAUGCUUCCCAGCGCCACUUUGGCCUGCCCAAUGCCAACCAAUUGCAGUCGCAGGGUUUGAUGAAUCCUCUCUACUCCCAACCCUUCGCCCACUACAAUACACAGCCAAUGAACUUGCAAGCUACACAGCAGCAGUCACAGCAGGGCCAGAGCUCCCAAAAUCAGAAACUUCAUUACAACGGUUGAAGGAUAAUAGUGGGCUUUUAAUCUACUAUGGGUUAUAGUCUCUGCAUCCAGCAACUUGAUUUGUGCCGUCAUGCGUGCCCAUUAUUCCGCCUUAGAUACUGAAGAGAGUAUCUAUGAUUCUGAAUGAUUGGAAUCUGAGUUUCAUGGUGGUGGGAAGGAUUUGGGUAUGGGAGCAGACACAGAUGGCACAUUUCAGGCUCUUGGAAAGAAAGGAUAGCCCCUGAUCUUUUCCAGGUUAUAUAUUUACUACGGAUAUGGUAAAUAAUAUGUGGGAGAGAGAGUUACAUGGAACGGAUUUUGUGGGAAGUGUUGUGUUGUGAAGAAGCCGAUUCGGUUGCUUUUACGUAAAUGGGUUUUUAAAUGGGGGAAAGCCCAUUACUUACACACAGGAGCUACGAGUAUAACUUUUGUACAGCAAGCCGGGGUAAUUCACUCACCCUUUCAGCUCUUCCUUACAUGUAAUUAUACUCUUUGAUGGCAUAUCAAUAGGUGUUCUUGGGUUGCGUGCAUUGCAACUUCAGUGUCAGUCUUAACACUUGCGUAGUAGUUUGUAUACAGGUGAUACCGGUUUAACUGAAUCUGGGUUGACUUGAAAUCAAUUAUUUGGAUCUGAGUUUUCUA
This is a messenger RNA of Rhododendron vialii, 4672 nucleotides long. RefSeq names its product regulator of nonsense transcripts 1 homolog. Bases 212 to 4051 code for a protein of 1279 amino acids. The record is from RefSeq and is a predicted model, not a curated record. The transcript has 29 exons. Gene Ontology annotation, cellular component: cytoplasm. Gene Ontology annotation, biological process: nuclear-transcribed mRNA catabolic process, nonsense-mediated decay. Gene Ontology annotation, molecular function: RNA helicase activity; ATP binding; RNA binding. Lineage: Eukaryota; Viridiplantae; Streptophyta; Magnoliopsida; Ericales; Ericaceae.